Messenger RNA from Cimex lectularius (bed bug), 790 nucleotides. It is a transcript of the gene mRpL40, whose product is annotated as 39S ribosomal protein L40, mitochondrial. The record is from RefSeq and is a predicted model, not a curated record. Gene Ontology annotation, cellular component: mitochondrial large ribosomal subunit; mitochondrial ribosome. The transcript has a single exon. The coding region runs from base 141 to 734 and encodes 197 amino acids. NCBI's taxonomy places the organism in Eukaryota, Metazoa, Arthropoda, Insecta, Hemiptera, Cimicidae.
AUUAACGUAUUAACUAGAAAUAUCUUCUUCAGUCUCUUUUAGUGUUAUAGUUAUAACAGUAAAGGAAGUCAGAGGUGGUUCAUCUUCACUCAUGUUUAUUUAGUUCUUUUCUUUCCUGUCAAGAUAAAAUUUCAUAGCUCAUGAUCAUGUUUUGGUUGAAAAAGGUCGUGGGUCUCGCCGUUCAGACACCCCACAGUGUUAGAAACGUGUCGAGCACGUCGCCGGUUUUCGUCCGGCUCACGCCUGCUCUCUUGGCCGAGCCGUUGAAGAAGAAGAAGAAACUCGACCCGGCGAUUGUAAGGCAAAGGGAAGAAAGGAAAAGGAAGAAGAUCGAGAAGCAGAUCAGGCGGCUGGAAAAGAACUCUAAGCAGCUCAAGCCGAUAGACGAGUGCGAGGUACCCACGGAGAUCUUAAAGGACCCGACUCGACAAAGGGUCGUCUCUUUGUCCCAAGAGACCAAGUACCAAAGGUUGGAAGUGUUCAAACAAUGGAGCGCCUACAGGCGGCGUCAGAUGCUUAGAGAUGUCCAGAUGUUCGACAGGAUAUUGUACUCUCAGCAAAAGGCCCUGGACGAACUUAAACUAGAGUCGAAAGAACUCUAUGAUGAGGCGAUUAAGUUCGAUGAGAACUUAAUACCGUUCAAGUGCCAAGGACCUGUCGAAACGCCACCUAUCAACAAUUACGAUAGUCCCGAUGGUGAAUACAUCGAUAUUUCCAAAAAGUGGACCACUUAAAAUGCUACUGUAUAUACUAUUAGUAAUAAGUAAUAAAUUGUUAAUAAUUAAAUAAA